Molecule: messenger RNA, 4143 nt
Organism: Trichoderma aggressivum f. europaeum
Lineage: Eukaryota; Fungi; Ascomycota; Sordariomycetes; Hypocreales; Hypocreaceae
Exons: 7
Coding region: 1-4143 (1380 amino acids)
Molecular function (GO): acyltransferase activity, transferring groups other than amino-acyl groups
Source: RefSeq, a predicted model, not a curated record
AUGGCCUCGGUUACGAUACGGCCCGCAUCGCCGGCCGAUGCCCCCGCCAUGGCCGCCGUGCACUACCGCGCGCAGGAAAAGUACCACGGCUUCUACGGGGCGUUUUUCGUGCACAGCCCGCGCGACAUUUUGACGCAGGCGACGGCGAGGGCGGUGCAGAAGGCGGAGAAUGUGUAUUUGGUUGCUGUGGAUGAGGAGGAGGAAAAGGUGGUUGGGUUUGUGCGAUAUGUUGUGGAAGAAGAGAAGAAGGGGGAGGAGAAACAAGAAGAAGCUGCUGCUGCUGCUGUUGAUGUUGUGAGCGAGAGUGAGGGUGAUGGGCCAUCGCUUUUUGGUGUCAAGGAGCAUUUGAAGGAGUUGUGGGAGGAGUUUAAUGAGAAGCAGGUUGCGAUGGAUGGGUGUUAUGAGAAGGCUGCUGAUGGGAAGAGACAUGUCUAUGUAAAUCACUUGAUGGUUGAUCCUGAGUACCAACGCAAGGGUAUCGGAGGAAAGUUACUCGGCGCCGUGCUGGAGAGGAGUGAUACGGAGAAGGUGCCGACGUUUUUGAUGUCGUCUGCGGAGUCGCGCGGGCUGUACGGCAAGAUGGGGUUCGAGAUUCUGGGGACGUGGAGGGUUGAUAACGGGGAGUGGGCUGGGAGGGUGGUGGAUGUCGAGAGGGGGAUGGGAAUGGGGAUUGUUGGGAGGGAAGGGGGAGGGAAAGGGCUGGAGGAGGAGUUUCGGGGAGUUGGGGAGGUGGAGGAUGUUAUGGGAAGCGGUCACUUCGCUUUUGCCAUGGCUGUCUAUUUCAACAACGCACGUGUUGGUGCCCCAAACCCCAGCCCAGCUCCCUUCUGGCAAGUACCAGGUACCGCAUCGCUCGCCUCGAAUACGCGCAAAGCACAGGUCCGGGCUACCCCACCGCUUUCACCGCCUGGGAUUCGCCGGGCAUCAUCACAAGCACUCCAACCGUCCUUGUCCCUUGUCCGUCCUGCGCUGUGCUUGUCCUGUCCUGUGCUUGUUGCCAAUCCACCUUUUGAACCUCCCCCGCCUCUGCCCGGACCCCCCGCGCCUCAGACGAGCUGCGAGUGCGAGGCAUUUGCUCCGAUCGUUGCAAUUGCAGUUCGACACAGCGUCGAGCCAGACAUGACUCGGCCAGAGCCAUGGAUUUCCCCCCUCUCCUCCGGGAGCUCUCGUCAGGACCAGGCAAAGGACCCUGCCAAGCGUCUUCAUCGCUUCGAGAAGGAAUAUGCCGGCUUGCUGUCCAUCUGGCGCAAAUCUACCAACCUGUCCCAAGACAUCGACGCCGCCGAAACCGUCGAGAUCAGGCUUCAAGAGCUGACCAACAUCCUCAGCGACGAGAGCCGACGCCCGCUGCCGCAUCCCUGCAUCCAGUAUGCCUCCAUCAAGCAGAUAUACGUGCCCAUCGGCAAGAUUGCCACCUCGUCCUACAACGAGUGGAUCAUAAAGGAGGCCGUCCUCUUCUUCGCAACGCUCAUCGAGAGCGAGGAGGAGGCCUUUGUUGAAAACCACACCUUUUCCGCCAGCCUGACAAACCUGCUGGUGCGCAUCACAGGUGUCAACAGCGCUCGUCUCGGGCUGGAUACCGAGUCUCGCGUCGUGGAGCUGGCUUUCAACAUCACCACCAAGAUCCGCCUGGACCCCGAGAUCCUCCCUGCUUGGUUUAAGACGCAGCAGGAUGUCAACCGUCCGAGUGACAGGGCCGCGAGUGUCCGGGACAAGUUCGCUGGCCGAACCAAGAGGGCUGACUUUCCACUCUUUUACAUCCUCAUGGACUACAUCCACCACGAGGGCAAGGUCGGCGACUUUGCGCGCACAGGUCUCUUAUACAUCAUCGAGGCCGCGUCGAGCUCCGAGUCCCUGGAGCAAUGGAUUGUCGAGAGUGACUUGUCUACUCUCAUGGCCACCGGGCUGGGAGCCUUGUACAGUCAGCUAAGUCGCAAACUCGUCAUAGAUCACCUGCCGAACAACUUGCCGCCUAUCCUCGCCCUCUCCGACUAUCAACACCCUACGUCCAACUACGAAAUUGUGAGCUCUUGCUCUAGCGAGUUUCAGUCCCACCUCGAGACCUUUUUGUCCCACCUUUUGUUUUGGCAGGACGUCUUGAAUCAUUGCAAAUCAGUCGAAGUCAAGUCGACUCUGCUGGAGCACUUUCAGGUUAUUUUCUUACAGCAGCUUCUAUACCCAUCAUUGCUUGAGUCGUCCGAUAUAGACGGAGGCUCGUCCGUGGCUGUUUUGACCUACCUCCGCCGCAUCAUCGAAUCCCUGGAUCACCCCGACAUGAUCAACCUCAUUCUUCACUACCUUUUAGCCUUGCCCGAAACUGUCAACUCGAACGGCCCUCCUUCGGGGACUGCCAUAAGCGCUGCUCGCCAGCGGAAAUCCAUGGACCUCGCUACCAUGAUGGCGGAAAAGCCCGAUACGACCGCGACUCCUCUCCUUUUCAACCUGGUGGAUCUUAUUCUUGCCUGUCUCCGAUCGCGCAACCAGCAGACCAUCUACGUGACUCUUCAGCUGGUGUCGGCAAUUGUCAAAAGGCACCAUCGAUACGCAGUGCUCACCCUCCUCCGAACCGACAUGUUCCCGAAGAACAAUAUCAACCGAACUGUGGGCGCUCACGAGCAGGAGAUCGAGUACUUGAUGGCCCUGGCAGAGAGCGUUGGCGGCCGGGGCGACUUCGACGAGACGUACGAGAGCAUCUUGAAAGACACCAUGGCCCGGCUUGAGAGUCACCCGUGUUCCCUUAGACUUGUCGCCCCCAGACUGUCGCAGCACAACCACAAACUACCCACCAUUCCAGACAGUCUUCCAGGCGCACCCAAAGACGUGCGGGAGCACACCCUUCGCCACGACGAUCUUUUACUCAACUCUAUCCUUGACCUGAUGGAAAACUUUUUCAUAAACCCGGUGGAGACGAAUCUAUCAAUCACUGAUACCAUCGUUGACAUGGCGAUCUGUGGCUACAUGAGCAUCGAAGGGUGGUUGGCUCGGAGCCCCGGCAGCUACGUCUAUGUCGAAGAUGAGCGACAGUCAAAGUCUGACGAAAAGAAGGACGCAAAAUCACAGCAGGACGGAGAGGGCGAUGAAGAGACGCAGACAGAAACGGGAGCAGAUGCCGAGACCGAGAUUGGUGAUCGGUCGCUGGCUGACGAGCUGGGGUCGCAAGAUGAUGCUUACUCGGUUGGCGGCUUCUCUACAUUCUCAGACGACACAGAGGAUGAUCGUCUGGACUCGAUGGAUCAGUGCAGGCGUCGGCCAAAGUGGACCCAGGACUCUCUUCCCAGAAUCCUCAUCGUGCUCAAGCGUCUCUGCGACCAAGUCGAGGCGUUCAAGCAGACGGUGCCCCGGUUUGACGAGCUUCUCCAGCAGCGCCGGGAAGCCUUCCAGACUGCGGAUUCGAUUCUCGACAACCCCCCGCCCCCUCCCGUUCUGAGGACCCCGCCGCCACGACCUAGCUCCAGCCUCGACGAAGUUAUUCGGUCUGUAUCUCCGUCGCGUCCGACUGGACUCGAGGGGUUCGCCCAGCGGCUGCUUUCUGAACUCGGAACGCCCAGCCGCUCUGUGACCCCUAGAGGACGCAAGAAUAGUACUCGAACAUCCGGUGCUUCCACACCCUUUAACGUGUCGGACCUGCUCUCUCCCAGCCCCAUGCCAAACACCUCCAAGCCGCUGCCUGACCCCAACAGGAUUGCUCUUAGCCGGAGCCUAUCUCCUUCAAGUGCUCAGAGCGAGGCCGGUGGGCACCAGCACCGAAACAGUCGGCAGGGCUCGGUAGUCGUCCAGCCGGCGGAUUUCGCAGCCGUGGACCAAAGCAUCCUGGCCCGGAUGGUGGCCCUGCCGGGCGAUCAUGUCACGCCGGUGCAGUUGGGCUUGGAAAGCAAACCAACUCCCGAUGUUCCCGAGUCUUUAUUCUCGGGAGACGAGCUGUCCAGCUUGGACGGAUAUGAUAGCAGUGCCGACCGGAGCGAGGUGGCCACUGAGCCAACCGUGGUGACGGAAACGACUGACAAUGCCGAGCCGACGAGCGAGAACAUGGUGUCGGUAUCGCAUGUGAUUACCAAUGUGCUCAUCUACCAAGGGUUCCUGCUGGAGCUGGCUAGUUUGAUGCAAGUCCGCGCCGGGUUGUUCAACGAGGUGCGCUUUGUUUGA